This is a messenger RNA of Arabis nemorensis, 300 nucleotides long. Lineage: Eukaryota; Viridiplantae; Streptophyta; Magnoliopsida; Brassicales; Brassicaceae. The record is from the annotation of a GenBank genome assembly.
AUGGCGAGCAAGAAGAUGGCUAUGAUGGUGAUGAUGGUAGCCAUUCUAGUGGAGAGGUCAGUGGUGGGGAUUGACCUCUGUGGCAUGACGGAGACAGAGUUGAACGAGUGCAAGCCAGCGGUGAGCAAGGAGAGCCCAACAGCACCAUCACAGCUUUGUUGCAACGCUCUGCAACAUGCUGACUUCAACUGUCUAUGCGGCUACAAGACCUCUCCAUGGCUCGGCUCUUUCGGUAUUGAUCCCGCGCUAGCUGUUGAACUCCCCACCAAGUGUGGCCUAGCCAACGUCCCAACUUGCUAA